CGACCGCCAAUCAAAAUGCCGCAUCCCACAGCGCCUCUCCAGAUCCGGCCUCUGCCUGCCGAGCUGCGUAAAUCUACGCGUCUCGGCGCUGAAGUCGUUCUGCCUGAGUCUAUGACCCUCUUCGACCCGAAGUUGCUAUCUGAAACUGACCAGCAAAUCUUCCGAACAGGGUUUUUCGAUAAUGGCGUUCUUGUUAUCCGCGACCAAACUGGCAUCCAGCCACACGUCCUCUACGACAUAGCCGACCUACUCGAUCCAGAUCAUCUGCCGUACCACUCUGGAGGCCAGAAGCAAGUCACUGACUCCAGGAACAUAUUAUCCCAAAACAAUUGCUCGAGAAUUCCUCGCGCACCUCAAGUCACUGUCAUAGGAUCUGGGCAUGUGGAAAACUAUGAAGGUAUCGGAGAAUUGGACUUGCAGCACCUCGAUCAAUCCAGCUUUCAUGAGUACCCACUAUCAGAGCAAGAGAUUGCCGAUGGACUUACCAGGCCGUACAGAUGGCAUAUGGAUGCUGCCUUGUACGAGAAUCUCCCCGGAAUUGUGACCUCGCUCCACGCCAUUGAGGUACCAAAGGUACCGAAACAGCGAUUACAAUUCCCACAAGGCGAAAUAAUGGACGUCGCCGCAGGAGCAACACUUUUCUUCUCCGGCGCACGAAAUUUUGACGCUCUGUCUCCCGAAGAGCAGGAGUUUGCGCUAAACACUACCGUUCACUACGCACCUCGCGCCUACGAGAUGAUCCGUAACUGCAAAGCCUCAUCCGACGGCCUCACUAUCGAGAACGUCGGCCGCGAGACCUUGAUUCCAGACCUACCACCCUUCGAUCCCGAGAAAGUUCACUCAUUUCCCAUGGUAUGGACGAAUCCUUCAAACGGACUACCACAUCUACAAAUUGCCGGGUGUUGCGUCUACUCGCUCACCACCAUCGAUCCCUCCACCGGCAACAAGACUGUGGUCUCAGAACUUGCAGAGGUGCGGAGGAUAUGCCAUGAGUUGCAGGAGAAGGUGUAUCGACCGGAGAAUGUGUAUGCGCAUAGUUGGCAGAAGGGCGAUCUGGUGAUUUUCCACAACAGGGGCGUGAUGCACAGCAUAUCGGGGCAGCUAGCGCACUUCAAGGAGAGGAGGUUGCUGUGGCAGUGUAACAUGGCGAGUAGUACGCCACCGAAGGCGUACCGUCAGGGUAGUCAAUAAAGCUAUAUAUCUGGC
This is a messenger RNA of Paraphaeosphaeria sporulosa, 1206 nucleotides long. RefSeq names its product alpha-ketoglutarate dependent xanthine dioxygenase. Gene Ontology annotation, molecular function: oxidoreductase activity. Lineage: Eukaryota; Fungi; Ascomycota; Dothideomycetes; Pleosporales; Didymosphaeriaceae. The transcript is spliced from 2 exons. The record is from RefSeq and is a predicted model, not a curated record. Bases 16 to 1191 code for a protein of 391 amino acids.